This is a messenger RNA of Mytilus trossulus (common blue mussel), 2691 nucleotides long. RefSeq lists its product as uncharacterized. Gene Ontology annotation, molecular function: protein binding. Bases 50 to 1045 code for a protein of 331 amino acids. The transcript has 4 exons. The record is from RefSeq and is a predicted model, not a curated record. Lineage: Eukaryota; Metazoa; Mollusca; Bivalvia; Mytilida; Mytilidae.
UUUUGGUAGUGAUCGAAACUUAAGGACCAAUACUGUUAACGUUUUAAAUAUGGCCGGUUUUCUACCAGUAACAGAUUCUAGAAGUUCUAGUCAUAGUAAGAGUUCUUCCACUUUAGAAACGUCACGAGAUCAACACAACCUUCCAUUUCUGAAGGAGGAUUCUUACACGGAUACAAUUCUUGUGGUUGAAGGGAAAAAACUUUAUAUACAUAGAGCGUUACUAGGAUAUGCCUCUCCAUACUUCACUAAAUUGCUAAAUUCAGCGCACAGCGCAGCACUAUCAGAAAAGAAAGCAAAAGCAGAGCUUAAAAUUGCCGAUAAGAAUUAUGCUGAUUUUGUGGAAAUGUUCGCAUUUUUCCAUCCGGGGGUUUGCCGUGAAUUGAACGACAAGAUGGCGCUUCGAUUGCUUCCAUUAUCGGAUGAAUUUCAAAUGGCGGCUUUAAAGGAUCGUUGUGAACGGUUACUUGUGAAUGUUUUGAAGAAAACACCGAUGGUCAACAGAGCAUCAAAAGGACCACCAACACACAAGAAUAGAAGAGAUAAUACUCCAGAAAUAUUACUGAAGUGCAUUAAAGCAGCGGACCAAGGAAACUCUAGUGUCCUACUCAAUCAAUGUAUUAAAAUGUUUUCAAGCCCCGAGAUUGCAUUAAAGGAUUUGAAAGCUAGCAGUGAAAUAUCUGAUACUACAAAAUCAAAAAUAUUCGAAACUAGAAUGGAUGCUGCGUCAAACAAACUGAGCAGGAUGGCGAAUGAGCUGGACAGGGAAAAACACGAGAAAGAGAUGCUGAAAAAACAACUUGUGGAUAGGUUUGUACCGAAGAAUCGCUCCCCCAGAUAUAAUGGAUCAGAACCUUCGCUCGAGCAACCUCGUCCCUUUCCAGUGAAAUUACCUGCUCACAAGCACCAUCAUUACAUAGCUCACCAACGGCAAAUUAAAUAUGCUGAAAAUAUUCUUGGACCGGUACAUGAAUUUUCAAGGAAUGAUUUCAAAGAUGUCAGACUGAGCCAUAGAGGAAUGAUCAAGUCAGACAAGGGUGACUUGUAAGAGACGCUGGACUUAGAUUCAUAUAGUGACAAGUGUCCUGAACUUGUUGGGUGUACAGGAUAAAACAAAUACAUUUAGGUCUACGUCUGGGUUUUACUCAUGAGUUCAGAAACUGUUACAGUAAACAAAGAAACACUAGAUAAAAUUGUAUACAUAUUUUUUCCGUAUGAUUAAAAAAAAACAAUAAUAGCAUCAAUCUAUAACUCAUUACCUGAGAUACCUUUUGUAAGUUCUGAUUUGCUCUUCCGUAAGUUCUAAUAUGUUCUUUUGUUGGUUUUCAUGGAACAUGUAUUCCCGUAAAUGCUUGAACAGUGAAUACGAAAAUAAUCAGAUUGUUCAUAAUUUGUUUUAAUAUUUUUUUAGAUAAGAACAAAAACUUUUGGAAAAAAUAAAAUUUACACAAUUUCCACAUUUUCAUUCAUUUUGGCAAAAUAUUAUAUUUCUUGAAUCUAAACUGCAGAGGCAAAUAUUUCAUUUAUUUUCAUUUUCACAUGUCAUGUUAAAAUUUAUAUAGUAUAGAAAACAAAAAUGCAUGUACAGUAAAAUUUCUUUAAAUUGACAAAUAAACCACAUAUCCCAGUAAGGCAACUACCAAAACACGAAAAUACUGCCAUAACGUAUAACCAUUUAUGUUUAUUAAUUACAAAAGAUUAAAUAUGCUAUUGCAUUGUAAAUGUAUAUUAAGCCAUGCAGUCAGGAUUCUACUUCGUUAAAAUUAUCUCCCCAUUAGGCCAGUCCAUUUUCACAAUCGUAGAAAUUGAAGCCAUUGUAGGGAUAACGCGCUACCAAUUUUGCUCUUGAAACCCGAUAAAUUUAUCCACAUUGCACCAUUACGAUCCUUAUAUGUCAGUUUUACUUUAAAAGACAAAUGUAUCAACUGGCUAAUGAGCAUCAGUUAAUAAUCUUGUCUGCAUUGAUUCAACUUAAAACUAUUGUCUGAUCGGUUUUCAGGUGGAAUUUUCUAAAAGUUAUAAACAUUUAAAAAAAGUUCUGAUUAAUAUUUCGUGGAAGGGCAGACUAAAUUUGUUUAGUGUAUGAAGACUAAACACCCUAGUUAAAACACACAAAAAAAUAGAAUUUUUCGAAGAUAUGCAUUUUCAUCAUUCAACUUGAAAGACUGUCGUCAAGUACUUCCAGUAAAAAAUAGCUAUUCGAACACACCUUCUCUGUUUUUUUGACUCAUUAGAUUGGUAUUUCACUUGACCAAUAUAUUUCAUCUAUUAGUACUGUGAUUUUUUUGUGUUAUAAAGUCAACCUGUAGCUUAAAUAUAAAAAAAAUGAUAGAAUCUGAAGCGAGAUGAUGUAUGAAAUAUUCUUACUUUGUAAGAAGUAUCAAGACAAGAUACUCAACUCAAACACGCCCUAACAUAAAAAGGUGCACUCGAUUUUCUCUUUUCGAUACAAUUGUUAGCCAUUUUUUGGAAUUUUUCUUCAGUCACAUACAUUGUAAUUAAAGGGUAGACUCGAAAAUGACUGAACUAAUAGAUUGAUAUGUUUUCCGUCCGUGGUAAUUUUAUCAAAAAAAUCGGAGGUGAUGCAUUUUCUUCAUCCAACUUGAAAAAUACCCAUGUCGUCGACUUCAUAUCUAAUUGUUCUGCUCAACUAUGUACUAGAUAAAUGGAAAACUUAUGCAAAUGGUGUUUUUU